CAGGUUUAAUACCAAAGAUAUAUAAUCAAUAAACGCAUCACAUCAUGGAGUUGUUUUUGAUUUGAUUGAUCACCCGUUACCUGAUGACGUAAUUCCGUUUACGCCAAUGUGAGAGGAGGAAAACAAUCAGUUGAUCAGCCAAUCUGCUGCUCGUCUUCCACUCUGCGGUUUUUCUUCCUGCAUCCCUCCAUCUUCUUUCCUCCUCCGCUCCGCAGUGGAGAUGCUGCCGCCCGCUCUGCUCGGUGUGCGGUCCGGUGGGUCCCGGUAGGUUCCGGUCGGUCAGUGGAUCGGUGCGCGUCUCCGUCAUGGUGCAGAAGUCCCGGAACGGCGGUGUGUUUCCCGGAGCGCAGACCGACCAGAAGAAGCUGAAGGUCGGCUUCGUCGGUCUGGAGGCCGGAGGAACGGAAAGCAGCAGAGACGGAGCUCUGCUGAUAGCAGGUGGGGACGAAGGUCCUCGGCGGCAACGCAGCAGCGUCUCUGGAGGAAAGAAACCUCCUAAAAGAAACGCUCUCUACAGACGGCUGCAGAACUUCCUCUAUAAUGUCCUGGAGAGACCGCGAGGAUGGGCCUUCAUCUAUCAUGCCUACGUGUUCCUGCUGGUCUUCUCCUGCUUGGUUCUGUCUGUGUUCUCCACCAUCAGAGAGUACGAGAAGAGCUCAGAGGACGCCCUCUACAUCCUGGAAGUGGUGACCAUCGUGGUGUUCGGGGUGGAGUACAUGGUCAGGAUAUGGGCCGCAGGUUGCUGCUGUCGGUACCGAGGAUGGAGAGGACGACUCAAAUUUGCCAGAAAACCGUUCUGCGUCAUAGACAUCAUGGUGCUGAUAGCAUCCAUCUCCGUCCUGGCAGCGGGGACCCAAGGAAAUGUCUUUGCCACAUCUGCUAUCCGGUCACUCCGGUUUCUGCAGAUUCUCCGUAUGAUUCGAAUGGACCGACGCGGAGGAACCUGGAAGCUGCUGGGAUCUGUGGUUUAUGCCCACAGCAAGGAGCUGAUCACAGCCUGGUACAUUGGGUUCCUCUGUCUCAUCUUGGCCAGUUUCCUGGUUUAUUUGGCAGAAAAAGAAGACAACGAGCAGUUUGAGACAUAUGCUGAUGCCCUCUGGUGGGGACUGAUCACCCUGACGACAAUCGGAUAUGGAGACAAAUUUCCCGUCACCUGGAAUGGACGCCUGCUGGCUGCAACGUUCACCCUCAUAGGAGUUUCCUUCUUUGCUCUGCCAGCUGGAAUCCUUGGCUCUGGAUUUGCUCUGAAGGUUCAAGAGCAACACAGACAGAAACAUUUUGAGAAGAGACGAAACCCAGCAGCUGGACUCAUACAGGCGGCCUGGAGGGUUUACGCCACAAAUCUGACUCGAACCGACCUGACCUCAACCUGGGAUUACUACGAAAGGACGGUGUCUGUCCCCAUGUACAGGUUGAUUCCUCCUCUAAAUCAGCUGGACCUGCUGAGGAACCUCAAGAACAAAUCAGGACUUUCCUUUAGGAAAGAUGUCCAGCCUGAACCGUCUCCGAGUCAGAAGGUCAGUCUGAAGGAGAGGGUCUUCUCAUCUCCGCGGAGUUCAGGAACCAAAGGGAAAAGUUCUCCACAGCAUGUGGUUCCUCCUGUUGGUGUCACCACUGGAGUUGGUGUUGGUCCCGGCGUUCCAGGUACUCCAGGAGGAGCCCAGGCUUUGCGGAGAUCUCCCAGCAUGGAACCCAAUCUAGAAGAGAGUCCCAGCAAAGUUCCAAAAAGCUGGAGUUUUGGAGAACGCAGCAGGACCAGGCAGGCGUUCAGAAUCCGAGGAGCAGCAUCGCGGCAAAACUCUGAAGUGCUGAUAGAGAUGCAGGAUGAAGAGUUCAGACAGAAGAACUCCCCAGAGGCCAGCUUACCAGGGGAAGACAUGGUUGAUGACAACAAGAGCUGUCACUGUGAGUUUGUCCCCCAGGAUCUGACACCGGGGUUAAAGGUCACCAUCAGAGCCAUCUGCAUCAUGCGCUUCAUGGUGUCCAAGAGGAAGUUUAAGGAGAGUCUUCGUCCGUAUGAUGUCAUGGAUGUGAUUGAACAGUAUUCAGCUGGUCACCUGGACAUGCUUGCUCGCAUUAAGAACCUGCAGGCCAGAGUGGAUCAGAUUGUUGGUAGAGGCACACCGAUUGCAGACAAAGACCGUCCUAAAGCAGCAGGUGAGGAGAUACCUGAGGACCCGAGCAUGAUGGGACGUCUAGGGAAGGUUGAGAAACAGGUCCUGUCCAUGGAGCGGAAGCUGGACUUUCUGGUAAACAUCUACAUCCAGCGAAUGGGAAUCCCUCAGGCUGAGACGGACGCCUACUUUGGAUCUAAGGAACCAGACCCGGCGCCGCCCUAUCACAGUCCAGUGGAUCAUCUGGAGAAGAGCCAGUCCAUCUCCAAGAUCCUGCAAGUGUUGCCUGGCGACCACCUGGACAGGACUCGGUUUGUGACCAAGAUGGUCCGCUCCAGCAGCUCAACUGGACACAGGAACUACACUUCCCCCAUUUGCCCCCCCUCCACCUCCUGGCAGCCUAUCAGCUCCCAGUUCCACCAGCAGGCCCCUCCCCCACAGCGCAGCCAUGGUAACACCCCCAGCCCAGUAGGGGAUGCGUCACUGGUCCGACUGCCUCCUCCUCCUGCUGGUGAGAGACACGGGGGUAACCGCUCAAACCGACACAGCACCGGAGACCGAGGAGGUUCUGAGAGAGCAGAGAAGGGCGGAGACAGCAACGGGACCGGAGCCGGAGACGAGGUGAAGCCCGACAGCGACACCUCCAUCUCCAUCCCUUCAGUGGACCACGAGGAGCUGCAGCACUCCUUUAGCGGCUUUUCCAUCUCCCAGUCCAGAGAGAACCUGGACUUCCUGAACAACGGAUUCUACACAUCAGCCAGUCUGGUGGAGCAGCAGGGAGGUCCCGGCUCUGCCCGUUGCACCACUGUCCGACCUUACAUCGCAGAGGGCGAGUCUGACUCAGAAUCUGAGCUCUGCGCUCCCUCACCGCACUCGGAUCAUGCUUGGACCAGUACCAAGUAGAACCAGGAUUACCCAGAACUGAAUCAGAACUUCUCCACAUGUGAGGAACUCUGAAACCUCUUCAGACUUGAAUCACCAGCUGGAGGUUGGAGCGAAGCAUUGUGGGAGCUGAUGAUCAGCACGUUGUACAUUUGUUCUGUCACUGACUCGCUUACACCUGAUUGGUUCACCGCUCACUAACUUAUCACACUCGUGUUUUAACACGUCAGCAUGAUGGUGACAAGAGCGUUUAACCAGCAGGAACUCCGUUCUGGGAUGAGUCAGAUCUCCAAAAUGGAGUCGACACCAGCCAAUGAGGGAGAGGCUUCCAGUACAAACACCCUGACCAGUUCAAUCCAGAUGUUUUUUGUCCAGUUUACAGAAUUGUAUUGUUUUGUGUUUAAACCCAGAAUGAGUCGGGUUUCUGCAGCAAAAACAGCUGAUUAACCACAACAACUUUAUUUAAACUGUCACAGAAUAAAGAGAACGAGACAACACGGAAAA
Nothobranchius furzeri (turquoise killifish) is the source of this 3500-nucleotide messenger RNA. It is a transcript of the gene kcnq2b, whose product is annotated as potassium voltage-gated channel, KQT-like subfamily, member 2b. The record is from RefSeq and is a predicted model, not a curated record. Gene Ontology annotation, biological process: potassium ion transmembrane transport. Gene Ontology annotation, cellular component: membrane; voltage-gated potassium channel complex. Gene Ontology annotation, molecular function: voltage-gated potassium channel activity. NCBI's taxonomy places the organism in Eukaryota, Metazoa, Chordata, Actinopteri, Cyprinodontiformes, Nothobranchiidae.